This is a messenger RNA of Homo sapiens (human), 4808 nucleotides long. It is a transcript of the gene FAM167A, whose product is annotated as family with sequence similarity 167 member A. NCBI's taxonomy places the organism in Eukaryota, Metazoa, Chordata, Mammalia, Primates, Hominidae. The transcript has 3 exons. The coding region runs from base 1267 to 1911 and encodes 214 amino acids. The record is from RefSeq and is a predicted model, not a curated record.
GCCGGGAUGUUUUUAGGCAUUUACAAGUCAGUAACAAUCCCUCUUUCUUUCUCCUUUUUCACCCCAAGGGUGGCCUACUCUCCAGGCUGCUGAGAAUCUUGCUUUUCUUCAUUUAAGCUUUAUCUCAAACAUCAUUCCAUAUCAAUUCAUUCUUUUUUAUAGCUGCAUGUCCCCCAGCACAGAUUUUUUUUUUUAAAACACACCCUUAAAAUCCAGGGCUUACCACCUGGGUCCAAAUCAGAUGUCUCCUACUCUGAUUCACCCAUGUCCACUGCCCACCCCAUGGACCUCGGACCACAGAGUCUGGAGGCUGCGGUCUCUUCUUACUGGGAGUUAGAUUUCUACCCUGUGUCUGAUGUUAUGGGGUAGGAGCUGGGGCUUAUGCCUCCUCUCUGGAGAUGGGGAGGCCACAUCAGAUCCCAUAGCUGAAGUCUUUACCAAACAGGUGCUGCCAUGCGGGCACUUAGGUGAACACGAGAAGCCUCGUUCUAGAACAAUGAGUCACAGCCUGCUUGUUUAGCCAUCCAGCCCAGGUGCCACCGCCUUCUUCCCUCCACAGCUGCAGGUUUAUUUGCUUCUGUCUCUGAAGAGGUGAGGUAAGGUGUUGUUCUUGGAGGAAGAAGCUAGGAGCGUAGAGUAAGACCUGGAUGUAGAAACGGCUGCUGGAGGACAGGACCUGUGGUGGGUGGAGGUGGUGAGGGGGCAGUGGCACCUGGACGGAGCAGACCCACCUUAGCCUGUGUGGGGUGCGGUUUCCCUGCUGGCUGGCUCUGGGGACCCCCCGGCUGUUGCCACAGAGAGGAAAGACCUGUGGCCUCAGAUUCAGACAGCCUGAGCUUGUCCCCACAACUUAUUGCUGGGAGAUCUCGGGUCUCCAGCCACCUGCCCUUCCCGAGAAGAGAGAGCUCUGGGCCUUCUUCCUGCCAGUCUGGUCUUCGAGUGCGUUCAGGACAGAUAGACCUUGGCACAGGCUGCCCCGAGAUUCCUGCGACGCUGUCUGUUCCUGCCUUCUGUGGAGCAUGGCACCCACAGGCUUCCAGGACGGAUCAUAGACCCGAGCCUCCAGGAGGGCGCCCUGUGCGGCUCACUGCGCGGUCCCUCUCAGCUCCCCUGCCACCCAGCCUCUGAGGCCGGCUCCUGUCCCGGAAAUGCCCUCGGGCACCUGGAUGAGGCCAUCCCAGAGCGGGACCCAACUGUGCCACCCACCAAGCCUCCCCCUGCGCCCCCCGUGCCCUCGCAUGUCCGGCUGCCAGGGCAGACUGUAGAAUGUCUGUGCCCCAGAUCCACGUGGAAGAAGUGGGUGCAGAAGAGGGGGCGGGAGCAGCCGCACCACCCGAUGACCACCUCCGGAGCCUGAAGGCCCUCACCGAGAAACUGAGGCUGGAGACCCGCAGGCCCUCCUACCUGGAAUGGCAGGCCAGGCUGGAGGAGCAUACCUGGCCCUUCCCGAGGCCGGCUGCGGAGCCACAGGCGAGCUUGGAGGAGGGGGAGCGUGGGGGGCAGGAGCCCUUGCUCCCCCUGAGAGAGGCUGGGCAGCACCCCCCUUCUGCCAGGAGUGCCAGCCAAGGUGCCAGACCCCUGUCCACUGGCAAGCUGGAAGGCUUUCAGAGCAUCGAUGAAGCUAUAGCCUGGCUCAGGAAGGAACUGACGGAGAUGCGGCUGCAGGACCAGCAACUGGCCAGACAGCUCAUGCGCCUGCGUGGCGACAUCAACAAGCUGAAAAUCGAACACACCUGCCGCCUCCACAGGAGGAUGCUCAACGAUGCCACCUACGAGCUGGAGGAGCGGGAUGAGCUGGCCGACCUCUUCUGUGACUCCCCUCUUGCCUCCUCCUUCAGCCUCUCCACACCACUCAAGCUUAUUGGCGUGACCAAGAUGAACAUCAACUCUCGGAGGUUCUCUCUCUGCUGAGGAGCCCUCAGACUGGGCGGAGGGGCUGGAGCGGAGGGCUUGGGCUGGAGGGGUGUCAGAGGAAGCUGAGGCCAAGUUACUCCAGUGGGUCUCCCGGAGGCAGGGGUCCCUGGGACUGGCGACUCAAGGGCCCCAGGACCUAUUCAGUGGUGCUCUCCCACCCAGGGGCCCUGGGUGUGGAUGCCAGUGUCUCUGUGACUGGCUCUUGCUUACUACCCAAAGAGCUCUGCAGAAGGGCCGCUCCAACCAAGAUGUUAAAGGAGACCUGGGUUCCCACCAUAAUCCAUCCCUCCACGGUCACGUUCCUGUUUCCUGGAAUCACUGGUGCUAUGAACUGGGAUUCCCAAAGGGAGGCCCCCCAACAAAGCUGUCAUUUUUGCAGAAGGCUGUCCCGCAAGGGCCUUGGGGGAAAUUAGGCAUGUCAGAUGUGCCUGUCUCACGUGCUGUUGCUGUCCUCUAAGUAUUGUCUCAAAUUCACCCUAAGUACAUGACUCAGCAACAUUGACAGGGAGCUACUAGGAAGGGAAAAUCGAAAGGCAUGACAAAUGGGCACUUGGGGACGCAGCCCCAGUGGCUGGCAGCCAGUGUCUCUGGUGAGCCUGACACUAUAAGGCUGUGUAAAUUGUAAAUUCUGGCGUGUGCUGGGACAUGUGAUGGGGGCACUAGCGUAGCUUGGGUGCAACAAGCACAGAUGUCCCCAUUGUCUCCCCUGGCCACAUGCAUCUCCAAAGAGCCUCUUCACUGCCACCCACACCCCAGGGUGACAGCCUGGGAGACCACUGGUGACUGAACCAGGCAGGUCCUGAAAGCAUUUUCCAUAACUGAAUUCUCCUGCAGGGGCGUGACCGGGGCCUCCUGGUGGAUUCUGGUGGUGUCACCUUACUGCCCUCUCUGGAAAGACAAUCUAGGGAGCCCAGAGGCCCAUCCUGAGCCUCCUCUGAGAUUUUGUGCCUGACCUAAACAACUAGUUUUAAUAAGACUGUUACUGAUGUGUUGUUCACUUGUUAGUAACUGAUUUUUGUCCAAAUGCGGAAGCCACUUGUGUAGGUCAACUACAGUGCGUAGGAUUUGAUUUUAAGAGUUUCUCCCUCCCAACAGGCUUGAGGAUCAGCAAGUUAAGACCCCAGCAGGUUAGGGAGGUCAGUCUGGGGUCAUACGGCAUGGCAGGGGUCCCUCGGCCAGACCCGUAGAAUCCUGAGAUAAGGAGUGUUUCUGACCUUUGGUGUCAUCUAGUCGAGUCCUCUCAUUAGUAAAGGAGCAAAGUGAAACCUGGGGGAGGAGAAGGACUUCCCUCAGGUUGCACAGCUGUUUAGGCUAUAGAAUAUUGAUGUGUGAAACCAUUAUUGAUAAUGCCUAGUAGAUCACAUGUCAAUGAACUUGAACCCCAAAGAUGGUCGUGAUGCUUUGCCAAACCCGCACACUGCCAACCCCUCUACUCUCCACCUCAGCCCCCACCCACAUCUCCCAGAGUAUUGCAAUUCAGAACAUUUGGGUCAAGGUGGAGCAAGGCACUGACAGUGGCCCCACAGGGCAUGUGUCACUAAUCACUGUCCCAUGGUCUACGCACGGCAUCUGGCUGCUCUGUCUACUGUGACUUCUUCCUGUGUAAUCUCAGUGGGGCCCGUGUCCACCCACACAUCGUGACCCACAUAGGGGAGAGGUUGCUUUUCUUUUGUGGGCUGAGAGUAGGACAAUGCAAAUGAAUGAUCUCUAGUAGACAGAAAAGAACUUGGUCUCUUUUUUAAAAUUUCAAAGAGCCAGAAGUUCUAUGCCUCCUUCAAAGUAGGCAGAACAACGCAGCCAAGAUCUACUGUCUGCCAUGCUCUGUGCAAUGAAGUCUGCAGGCCUGAGGACCAUGUACUGCUGUCCUUCCUCAGAGCUCUGCACAAACACUGCCAAGUCCUGAAGACGCAUUCCUUUCCUGCCAACCUCUUUCCAGAUAAGCCCUUGAGGUCUCGGGCUGACCUACACACACACACACACACACACACACACACACCCCCACACACACACACACGACAGAGAACAUGCCAUAAACAUCCUUGAACCCAUGCAGGAAAGCCCAUCCCAUAUUCUGAAAAAAUGCCAAAUUAGGUUUUUCUUUCUUUUUGGAAAUCAGUCAUUACAGUAACCGAAACCAUUGGGUUCAGCGAAAAUGGAAAGAUUUAGCUGAAUGUAGUCAGUCCAAUUAAGUUGGAUGCAACUGAGUGAUUUAGUUGCUUGGGUAACCCAGUGCUUGCUUGCUUUCUUCAUUCUCUGGGUGGAAACUAAGAUCAAGACACAUGUUUGGGGAUAAGUUAAAUGUCUGAGCUAUUUUGCUCGGUUUAUCCUAAGAGAACUUUAUUAUGGGAUGAGGAGGUGACCCAAGAUGAGAAGUGGAGGGGGACAGCGAUGUUUUCUAAACAUCGUCCAGUGUUGACUGGCUUCCUUACUUUGCACAGUGAACACAACUAACCACAUUAAUUCAGCUUUGUGAAGUCCCUGCUCUCUGUGGGUCUAUGAGUCAGCAGCAACAUUGGCCUAACCUCCGUCCCAGCCUCCUGGCUCACCACAUGUGUACAGUGCUGUUUGCAGUUGUACUCAUUAUCCAUCCAUCUCUCUGCCAUCCCCAAGCAUCGCUGGGUGUAAAACGCAAACUCUCCACCGACACUGCCAUGCGUGGUCAUGUCUUGAUGCCUUCAGGGGCUCAGUAGCUAUCAAAGAGGCCUGGAGGGCCUGGGCAGGCUUGACGAUGCCUGACCGAGUUCAAGACCCACACCCUGUAGCAAUACCAAGUGCUAUUACAUAAUCAAUGGACGAUUUAUACUUUUAUUUUUUAUGAUUAUUUGUUUCUAUAUUGCUGUUAGAAAAAGUGAAAUAAAAAUACUUCAAAAGAAGAUAUCCAUAUAAAAAUAAAA